Messenger RNA from Arabis nemorensis, 642 nucleotides. The record is from the annotation of a GenBank genome assembly. NCBI's taxonomy places the organism in Eukaryota, Viridiplantae, Streptophyta, Magnoliopsida, Brassicales, Brassicaceae.
AUGGAUCCGAACAAAACCCAUGUCAGUCUCUUGGAGUCCCUCCUUCAAGAUUUGAUUGGUGAAAUAGUUGCCAGAGUUGGAGCUGAUUCACCACAAGAUUACGUCAACUUUAUACUCUCAUGCAAGGAACUAGCAGCUUCCGCACCUGACAAGCGUAUGCGUAAGAGACUCAAUCUUGCCCCAUUAGUGAAGAGACCGUUGGCAUCCAGCAGCUACCAGAAAUUGAUGGACAAAUGGUUAGCUAACAACAAUCCAUAUGCCCACUACAUCGAAGGUAUACUAGAAUACUUUGUCCACAACGACAAGUUCACAGGUCUCUAUCAUUUCUCAGUUGCAGCUGAUGCGGGUCACAAGGAAGCUGUAUACCUCUAUGCCAUUAUUUUACUAUGCAAGGGGUUGACUAAUUCAGGGCAGCAUUAUUUAAGCCAACUAAAAUGGGAAGAAGACACAACCAUGGUGGACAAAUGCUGGGAAAACAUCAAAACUUCACUGCAUGGAAUUAGGGUGCUCCGAAAAAGACUUUACGUCACAUCACUCCGGCAGAUGAAACCACGUGACGCAUGCCACCUCUACGACAUGAACAAUUCAUGUGCCAAGUGUUUCUACUACAAACAAAUGUUCAAGUUUAUCUACAUGAUAUAA